UACGCUGCUAGCACCUGCCUUUUCUGGCUAAUCACAAUCGCGGCUGACGUUUCAAUCCGCAGCCAGCAGCCAGCAGCAGCAUCAUUUGUUUGGCGCUAAGCUGGACUGCUAAUGCCAGAUUACGGAGCUUAAUAGGCCUACUGCCGCCUACUCCCGCCUAGCUACUAGGCAGCACUCAUGGCAGGCAGCCGCCGCGUUCGGGAGAGUCCGCGUCCACCUCCGCCCCCGGCGUCGCGUGCUCUACCUAUAUACUCUGGAAUUAGUAGUCGCACCGCCGGAGAGCUGCAAGGAGCUAGCGAAGGCAGGGGACGGCAUCUGAUCGGAGGAGCAGAGGAGGGAAGCAGAGCACGCACGCGCACCGCAGCCAGCGAUGCCGCGCCGCAAGGUCGAGAACGCGCCGGCGCGAGCCAGGACGCACGCCAAGAAGACCAAGGGGCUCGAGAAGAUGGCGUUGGAGCUCGCCACGCUCUGCGGGGUCCCGGUCGGGCUCGUCUGCAGCGGUGCCGGCGCCGGAGCUCCGCCGCUCCAGUGGGAGUCGGAGGAGGGCGUGCUCGAGAGGUACCGCCGCGCCGUCCCGCCGGAGGCCCGCGCGGGGCACACGCACCGGGCCUACCUCGAGACGGAGCUGGCCAAGCGGAGGGCCAAGCUCGCCAGGGCGCGGCACGGCUGCCCCGCCGCGCUCGCGGACUGGGACGAGGCGCUCAACGACAUGACGCUGGACGACGCGCGGGAGCUGCUCGAUGCCAUCGACGAGGCGCUGCGGGCCACGGGGGACAGGAUGGAGGCGCUGGGCUUGCCUUCCGACCGCGGCCACGGCCACGGCGCGCUCGGUGAGCAGGUCGCGCCGGACUCUUCCGACGACAUCGUCAUGCCGCAUCUCCUCGGGCACGGUGGCGGCGUGACCUGGACCGGAGGCGACCCCGUUGGCAUGGCCGACGCCGCGGGCUUCCAGCUGCUGCAGAUGGUGCCGUAUCACGACGGGAACAACGACGGCCUACUCGAGCAAUUCCCACGGGAACAUGGCUUCCAGAUGCAACCAGGGUGCGGCGGCUUCCAAUGCGCCAGCGGCAACUACUCGGGCGGCGGCGACGAAGGGAUGCUCGCGCUGGGCCUCGGCAACGCUGGCUACAACUACUCGGGCGGCGGCGACAAGAUGCUCGCGCCGGGCUUCGGCAACGCUGGCUACAACUACUCGGCCGGCGGCGGCGACAAGAUGCUCGCGCCGGGCUUCGGCAACGCUGGCUACAACUACUCGGUCAGCGGCGGCGACAAGAUGCUCGCGCCGGGCUUCGACACAGCUGACUACAAGUGGCCCGGUCUGACCAUGUGGCAUACCGACGAGGUGUGCGAGGCAGCCAUGCCACCUGGGUACUACCCUGGCUUCGCUGACGGCACUCUGGCGCCUGAGCACUGCUCCGCCGAGGUCGGCACCGGCGGCGACUACGUGAACACGCUACCAUCUGGGUACGGCUACCCCAUGGGCAUGGGCGACAACUUCACCAAUCUGGAGAGCAACUACACGGCGGCGCAUUGGCAGGCCGAGGCGUUCCAGCGCUCCGACACCAGCACCAGCACCGGCACCGGCACCGGCAAGCUGCUGUCAGCUGCAUCAUCGCCUCGUUAUCUCUUCUGAACAUCUUAGGUCUCAGCAAUCGAAGUAGUUUUGCGGUUUUUUGCAUAUUUCAUCUGUGCAUCAGGGCCUAUGAUUUUGUACGGAAUUCGAAACCUCAUAUACAAUCUGUUACUAUGUGAGAAUUUUCGCGAAAA
Hordeum vulgare subsp. vulgare (domesticated barley) is the source of this 1767-nucleotide messenger RNA. RefSeq lists its product as uncharacterized. The record is from RefSeq and is a predicted model, not a curated record. Lineage: Eukaryota; Viridiplantae; Streptophyta; Magnoliopsida; Poales; Poaceae. The coding region runs from base 371 to 1633 and encodes 420 amino acids. Gene Ontology annotation, molecular function: DNA binding; protein dimerization activity. The transcript has a single exon.